AUGUAUAUUUCGGCACAAAUGGAAGAUCCAGCAAAGUUUAUGAUUGAUAUCGGAACGGGUUAUUUUGUCGAAAUGUCAAAUGAACAAGCUGCCGAUUAUUUCAAACGAAAGCAACAAUAUCUGAAGAAACAGAUGGAAACAAUCGAAAAAAUCUUACCAGAAAAGCAACAGGUACGAAAUAUUAUAAUGGAAAAUCUUAAGAAAAAAAUUCAGUUAUUGUGUGCUCACAUGCCAGCAGUAUCAGAGUUGAUGGUCGUAAAUGUGAUGAAUUUCGCAGCAUUAAAGUUGUUCUUGGUGCAGAGCUGGGAACAUGUAUUGCAAUUAUUGGACAUACGAAAUAAGAUAUUUGUUCAGAUAAGUUGUAAUUUGACUGAACCUACCUCUGCACGCGGAAACAUGGGUUCAGUGGAGGUUCACGUAAGAAUGUCCCCGAUGGCCGCACCAACUUACGAAGAUGGAAAACUUGGGUCUAAAGGCAUUGAAUUGAUGCGUGUUUUGGAGAUUCUGCUAAGGGAUUGUGGUGUUAUUGAUUUAGAAUCGUUAUGCAUAAGGAAAUAUAAACAGAUAUGGUCGAUUCGCGUCGAUGUACAUAUUUUAGAUGAUGAUGGUUCAUUAAUUGAUUGUGCCUCAGUUGCUGUUCUUACUGCUCUUGUGCAUUUUAAAAGACCUGAUGUUAAUGUCCUAUCUGAUUCCGUGAUAAUUUAUGGUAGUAGUCAGAAGAUGCCAAUUCCACUCAACAUAUAUCAUUUGCCAAUCUGUGUAUCUUUUGGAGUUUAUGACGAUACGCAGCCUGCAGUGUUAGAUCCAACUGAUCGAGAAGAAAUGUGUUUGAAAGGUACAUUGAUUGUUGCAGUAAAUAAGCGCCAUGAAAUUUGUACCUUACAUCAGACUGGUAAUCUCGUUCUUAAUCAAGAUUUGAUAAUGCAAUGUGUAGAAACUGCUAUGCAGCGAGCGAUCAAUGUUUCUGAAUUAAUAAGUUCAGUUAUCACCGACGAUAACCUUAAGAGCGGACUUGUUUCGCUUAACAUUUUGUCGUCGCAUCAAUGUGAGCCGAAUGAACUCAUCGCCCCUGCUGUUAAAAAUCAUGCUCUCAUUAUUGGAGAACGGGAUGAUAAGGUUCUUAUUGAGGAAGAUUUAAUACAAAUUGGUUCUGAAGAUCAGGAACUCAUUGAACAGAUAGCAGAAAUAACAGUUUCUCAAAAAAUACUGGAUCAAAGCUAUAAAGGCAGAACUGAAAUGGAUGAUGUGAAUGAUCUUCUCGACAGUAUUGAGGAGAAUUUUGCUAAUUCACAUUCUUAA
Messenger RNA from Dracunculus medinensis (Guinea worm), 1299 nucleotides. The record is from the annotation of a GenBank genome assembly. NCBI's taxonomy places the organism in Eukaryota, Metazoa, Nematoda, Chromadorea, Rhabditida, Dracunculidae.